AUGCGGCUCUCCCCAUUUCUAGCCAUUGGCGCCGCCAUCUCCUUUGCGAGUGGAAUUGCGGUCGAGAAAGGCUCCCUCAGAGCCAACGGCGCCGUGGAUCCCAUUGCCAUCGACACUGCGACGCCGUGGAUUUCAUGGCGGCUUAGCUCGGAUAAGCGUGCCGACAACCAGACGGCCUACCAGAUUCAGGCCUCCUCAUCACGGUCCGACUUCGACACGCCCGAUCUGUGGGAUACGGGCAAGGUCGCGUCAAGCAACGCAUCCGCCACGUACGACGGUAAAGAUCUCACUUCGCGAUCUGCUGUUUACUGGCGCGUGAGGGUCUGGGAUGUCGAUGGGGUGGUAUCCAAGUGGAGCGAUGUUGCCGUCUUCGAGGUGUCUCUUCUUAGUAACUCGGACUGGAGAGCAUCAUGGAUCACGAACAAGAAGUUCUCGACUGGCGACACCUCCCUGCCGAUUUUCACCAAGCCCUUCAGAGUCACUUGCCCCGUGGCCAAGGCUCGCCUCUACCUGCUGGGUCUCGGCUUGCACGUUGCGCUGCUGAACGAAAAUCCCGUCGAUGAUUCUGUCUUGCAGCCUGGCUAUUCGACCGUGAACAAGACUCUUCUAUACUCGACGUACGAUGUCACAACCCAACUGCGAAAGGGGAAGAACCUUCUUCGAGUGGAGCUCGGCAAGGGUAUCUAUGAUGCAGAGAAGCCCCUGCUCGGCCGAUAUUCAAAGUUCAACUUGGCAGCUCCCGCACCUCUGAUGCUCAUUGCCCAGCUCGAGUACACCUGCGAGAAUGGGGACAUACAUGCUGUCUAUUCUGACGAGUCGUGGCUGACAACCGUAUCGGGCCCAUACUUCGAGACAUCGUGGUUCGGCGGCGAGGAAUACGAUGCCCGCAAGGAGCUCGCGGGUUGGGAUGGUGUCUGUGGACACAGGAAAGAAUGGACCAAGGCGACCAUCGCUACUCCGCCGACGGGGACUCUUGUGAGCCCUCGAGCUCCUCCGUUGAAGGUGGUGGAGGCGCUGAAGGCUGUUGCCGUCAAGCAGGUUGGCUCUGAGUGGGUUUUUGACUUGGGCAUCAAUUUUGUUGGAACUUUCAGCUUGGUCAUGAACGGUAAAGGGCGAGCUGGCACACGAAUUGUGUUCCGCCCAGGCGAGAACAUCACUGCCAAUGGCGGAAUAUCGCAGUCCACCACUGGAAGCCCCAUCUUCGACGCGUACACACUCUCCGAUGCCGAGACUCAGUCAUAUUCACCCAAGUUUCUGUACCACGGCUUCCGCUACCUGGGUGUCAACCUUACUUGGACACCCUCCCUUGAUGACAUGACCGGAUAUGUCAUCAGGGCCGCCAACGAGCCUGUGCUGUCUCUUCAUACGAGCAACGAGUUGUUCAAUUCGAUCCAUGCCAUCAUCGACCGGUCGAUCCAGGGGAACAUGUACUCCGUCCUCACUGACUCCCCCCACCGAGAAAAGUAUGGGUGGCUGGAGCAGAACCAAUUUGUCUUCCACCCGCUGGCCAUGGGAUAUGACCUGCAAGCUUAUGGCUACGACAUGAUACUCACAAUGGCAGAUGCCCAAGCUGCUGAUGUCCCGGGGUUGAUUCCAGAUAUCGCACCUGAAUUCGGGAACCCCAUGGGAGGCGGCUAUCGCAACGACCCCAAUUGGGGAUGUGCCAUGAUCAUUGUUCCGCUGCGGCUGUACCAAUACUAUGGCGACAUCAAAUACCUACAGUUCAAACACCAGUUCAUGGUGGAGUAUAUCGAGUAUUUGGUCAAUAGAGCUGGGGGGAAUCCCUACCUCAACGACGGCGGUCUCGGUGACUGGGAGGGCUUGGACACGACCACGCCAAAGGGUGUCACCUCGACAUUCGGCUACUACCAGGCCGUGAAAGCCAUGACGGAGGUCGAAGAGAUACUCGGAAACACCGAGCAGGCUGCGUACUACCGCAACCUCUCGUCAAGCCUACAGGCAGGCUUCCAUAGCAUGUGGUUCAACGACACUGGAUCCCCGCACUACUGCUCCAACUCCCAGGCCUGCAACGCCUUGGCCCUCGACCUCGGUGCGGUCCCGGAGAAGUACAGAGCCGACGUUCUGGGCAACCUCAUCAACUCUCUUGAAAGUCACAACUGGCACGUCACCGUCGGCGAGAUCGGCCUCCCCAGCGUCUUCAAGGUCCUCCGCGCCGCUGGCAGGGACGACAUCAUCUUCAAGCUGAUGAACACGGAGACGAGUCCAAGCUACGGCUACGAGGUCCGCAGCGGGGCGACAUCCCUCUGGGAGCACUGGGACGCCGACAAAACAGGUGGCAGCCUGAACCACUUCAUGUACGGGUACGGCGACACGUGGCUCUUGCAGCUCAGCGGCCUGGCGCAGAAGGAAGGGUCUGUGGGCUGGCGGGAGAUUGAGUACGAGCCCAUCGUCGUCGGCGACUUGACGUCGGCGAGCACCACCUACCGAACCCCGCUCGGCACCGCGUCGGCCAGCUGGACGGUCCGUGGAAACUCGAUAACGUACGAGAUCACCGUACCCGUCGGCGCCGUUGCAACCGUCAAUUUCCCCGCCGUCGCCGCCUCGGAGAACGCGAAGGGACUCAGUGUGGCUCAGAGCGGGAUCAUGUCGGUCGACGCGGGCAAUGAUAGGACGGUCAUAAGGGCCGGAUCGGGGAUGUAUUCGUUCAGUGGAACCUUGGCAGCAUAA
Molecule: messenger RNA, 2688 nt
Organism: Phialemonium atrogriseum
Lineage: Eukaryota; Fungi; Ascomycota; Sordariomycetes; Cephalothecales; Cephalothecaceae
Product: bacterial alpha-L-rhamnosidase-domain-containing protein
Exons: 8
Coding region: 1-2688 (895 amino acids)
Biological process (GO): carbohydrate metabolic process
Source: RefSeq, a predicted model, not a curated record